Vombatus ursinus (common wombat) is the source of this 957-nucleotide messenger RNA. RefSeq names its product olfactory receptor 5B12-like. The record is from RefSeq and is a predicted model, not a curated record. The transcript has a single exon. Gene Ontology annotation, cellular component: membrane. NCBI's taxonomy places the organism in Eukaryota, Metazoa, Chordata, Mammalia, Diprotodontia, Vombatidae. Gene Ontology annotation, molecular function: olfactory receptor activity; G protein-coupled receptor activity; odorant binding. Bases 1 to 957 code for a protein of 318 amino acids. Gene Ontology annotation, biological process: G protein-coupled receptor signaling pathway; sensory perception of smell.
AUGGCAUCCAUGGAGAACAGAACUGAAGUGAAUGAGUUCAUCCUCAUAGGAUUAACAGAUGCACCAGAGCUUCAGGUUCCUCUCUUCAUAAUGUUCACCCUCAUCUACCUCACUACCUUGGUAGGGAACCUGGGUAUGAUAGCCCUGAUCUACUGGGAUUCUCACCUCCACACCCCCAUGUACUUUUUCCUCAGCAACCUCUCUCUGGUGGAUUUUGGCUACUCCUCAGCUGUUACUCCCAAGGUGAUGGCUGGGCUCCUCGUAGGGGACAAGGUCCUUUCCUAUAAUGGAUGUGCUACACAGAUUUUCUUCUUUGUGGCCUUUGUCACAGUUGAAAGUUUCCUCUUGGCUUCCAUGUCUUAUGAUCGCCAUGCAGCUGUGUGUAAGCCCCUACAUUACACCACCACCAUGACAUCAACUGUAUGUGCAUACCUGGCCAGUGGAACUUACAUCUGUGGCUUUUUAAAUUCCUCCAUAGUUACAGGAAAUGCCUUGAGCCUCUCAUUCUGUAGGGCCAAUGUAGUCCAUCACUUUUUCUGUGAUGUUCCCCCUCUCCUAUCUAUAACCUGCUCUGAUAUUCACAACACGGAGAUGAUAAUGUUUAUCUUAGGAAUAUUCACUGUAUUUUUUCCCCUUCUGGUUAUCUUGGCUUCCUAUCUGUUCAUCAUCUUUGCCAUCCAGACUAUCCAUUCUGCUGAAGGCCGCCAGAAAGCGUUCUCCACUUGUGUUUCCCAUCUUAUAGCAGUGUCCAUAUUCUAUGGGACAAUCAUCUUCAUGUAUUUCCAACCCAAUACCAACCAUUCCAUGGACACGGACAAAAUGGCUUCAGUGUUUUAUACCAUGGUCAUCCCCAUGUUGAACCCUCUGGUCUAUAGUUUGAGGAACAAAGAGGUCAAGAGUGCUUUCCAGAAAGCUCUCAUGGGACAAAGAAAUCAAUUAGAUCAUCUUUUUUCUUAG